Messenger RNA from Talaromyces rugulosus, 1041 nucleotides. RefSeq lists its product as uncharacterized. The transcript is spliced from 4 exons. Gene Ontology annotation, molecular function: mannosyltransferase activity. Gene Ontology annotation, biological process: mannosyl-inositol phosphorylceramide biosynthetic process. Lineage: Eukaryota; Fungi; Ascomycota; Eurotiomycetes; Eurotiales; Trichocomaceae. The record is from RefSeq and is a predicted model, not a curated record. The coding region runs from base 1 to 1041 and encodes 346 amino acids.
AUGCGACGCGGCGUGCUCAUCUUCAUCGUCGUGAAUCUCCUGAUCGUCGCUUUCCUCGUCCGAAAUGUCUUUACGCUGUUGACCCUGCUGGUCGAGGACGCCUCGGAAGACGCCAUCCACCGCACUGAUUUCCCAUCCGCGGACUCGGGCUCGCCAGAGACUCGCCCCCAGAUCAUUCCUAAGAUCAUCCACCAGACCUAUAUCAAUGAGUCGAUUCCCCCGCAAUGGGUCGAGCCUCGACAGUCUUGCCUCGAAUUGCACCCAGACUAUGAGUAUAUGCUCUGGACAAAUGAAAAGUCGAGAGAGUUCAUCGCGACUGAAUACCCGUGGUUUUUGGAGACCUUUGAUGGCUACAAGUACCCGAUCCAGCGGGCUGAUUCUAUCCGCUACUUUAUCCUGAGCCACUAUGGCGGCACCUACAUUGACUUGGAUGAUGGCUGCCAACAACGCCUUGACCCCCUUCUUUCUUACCCAGCCUGGGUCCGCCGAACGAAGCCUACGGGAAUCUCCAACGACGCAAUGGGCUCAGUGCCGCAACACCCUUUCUUCCUGCGCGUGAUAGAGUCUCUGCAGGCAUACGACCGAAGUUGGCUUCUGCCAUACAUCACCGUCAUGUACUCGACCGGCCCGCUAUUUUUAUCUGUUAUCUGGAAGGAGUACAUGGGCCAGUCCAGGGAUGCCGAACGCGUCCGCGUACUGAUGCCGGAAGAAUACAACGGCACCCCAUGGAGUUUCUUCACGCACAACGUCGGCAACAGCUGGCACGGUGCUGAUGCCCAGCUUAUCUUCUGGAUGCUCCGCUACUGGGUCCUAUUGACCGUGGUCGGCUUCACCCUAGCCGGCGUGGUGGGCUUCUGCAUGUGGUCGGUUUACGGCCGAUUGCUGGUGGCCGGCCAGUACCGAUUCCGCGCCCGAGGGUCUUCUCCCUCGAGACGCCGCCCAUUGAGCAUUAUGCCCAACUUCCUCCGACGGAUCAGCUCGAAAACAUCGAUCUCAUCGGACGAGGAAAUCGGUCGCAAGUCGGAAGGCUACUUUGAUUAG